AUGACGGUUCAGACAUGGAGAAUGCCCAGUGGUGUGGUAGGGGAGGAGAACAUCUGCAGUGUGGUAGGGGAGGAGAACAUCUGCAGUGUGAUAGGGGAGGAGAACAUCGACAGAACACAGCGCUGGCUGCAGCGCAUGCUGCAGGAAGUACAAUUCUGUGCACGAGGGUCAACGAUGUCUGCGGUGUCCGGGAUAACACGCCUGCUCGGGAAGAACAAAAUGUUACUUCGUGCUCCAUUUCACUGGGUGUCCGCAAACAUGUCGAUCUCCUGCCCGGGUCCGAGACUGCGGGUCCUGGUUGACAUGGACGGGGUCCUGGCCGACUUCGAGGGGGGGUUCCUGAAGAAAUACCGGGCCAGAUACCCGAACGAGCCCUUCAUCCCUCUGGACGACAGGAGGGGGUUCUGGGUCUCUACGCAAUAUGGACGCCUCAGGAGUGACUUGUGUGAGAAGGCUAUUAGCAUAUGGGAGUCCAAGAACUUCUUCAUAGAGCUCGAACCCUUGCCAGGAGGAGUGGAAGCUGUGAAGGAAAUGGCCAAGAUGGACAACACUGAUGUCUUUAUCUGCACCAGCCCAAUAAAACAUUACAAACACUGCCCCUAUGAGAAGUAUGCCUGGGUGGAAAAGCAUUUCGGCCAAGAAUAUCUGGAGCAGGUCAUCCUGACCAGAGACAAGACACUGGUGACUGGGGACUUCCUCAUAGAUGACAAGCCAGACAUCAUUGGUGUGGAGCCCAAGCCCAGGUGGGAACACAUCCUGUUCACAGCGUGCCACAACAAGCACCUCGUCCCCAGCCUGUCCCAGAGACACCUGCUGUCCUGGGAUGAUGACUGGAGGUCCAUCCUGGACAGCAGGAGGCAGUGAGGAGCAGCAGACGCGUCCUUGCUGCUGCUGCUGCUGCUGCU
Lampris incognitus (smalleye Pacific opah) is the source of this 905-nucleotide messenger RNA. Its product is annotated as 5'(3')-deoxyribonucleotidase, mitochondrial-like. Bases 1 to 864 code for a protein of 287 amino acids. The record is from RefSeq and is a predicted model, not a curated record. Gene Ontology annotation, biological process: pyrimidine deoxyribonucleotide catabolic process. Gene Ontology annotation, molecular function: 5'-nucleotidase activity. NCBI's taxonomy places the organism in Eukaryota, Metazoa, Chordata, Actinopteri, Lampriformes, Lampridae. The transcript is spliced from 7 exons.